AUGGAGGGCCAUCGAAGGAAGAACUCAUGGUUGACUAUUGGGGUCGGCGGAUGCUGUGCAUCGGGGGAUGAUGUUGCAUCUGAGAAGAAAGGGCACAGCCGAUCAGCUACACGGAUAUACGAGCAGCCUCAAGCCAUGCCAGUUUCCCCAACAAAUCCUUUGGCUCCGCGGCCAACAACGAGUCAGAUUAUGAGCCAACACAUCUCGCAAUGGGUAACAAACAGUCGCGAGUACGCUGCAAGAGCAUCAUCUCGUGCAAGUCUCUCCACCCUUACUCGACCAACGCGAUCACAUUCCCGACCCAGUAUCAGCGGGCCUACCAACUUUCGGCACUUUGAUGGCUUCGACAGCGUAGAGUUCAUGGCCACGGAUGUACCAUCGAAUACCAGACGCCGUAGCUUUCGUCCUCUGCAACUUUCAAUGUAUGGCAGCGACGGUUGUGGACGACUAUCCCCACUCCCCGAUUUCCAAACGGAAGACAACUGGACGAGCAAGCCGUCACCGCUAAGCAUGCCCGCGCCGGCGCGAGUUCGAGGAAACGAAACGGCAACAGGACCAUACUUCUCCAAUCUUUCGUUACACAACAUUCCCAGAAAGCCAGUCGGCUCCGGUUCGAGACGUUCAAGCGUGCAAAGCGUGCAGAGCAUGGCCACGCACGAGAGGAGGUUCUCGGGUUCGACCGUUGGCACGAUGGCAACACCAGCUCUGCCAUCAUGGAAUGAGGAGCCAAAAGCCAGCGUGGAGUCCGUCGUUCGCGGACCUGGGCUGCUACGACGCUCACGCACUUCCGGGGCGAACACACCAGCUCGCGUGCUCUCCCGCCUCCCUUCACCGUCCCGCAGCCGAGCAAACACUGCGCCCACACGACCAAGCAGUCUCCGCCGAGCGAACACAGACGUCGACGAGGCAAUCCGCGAGCUCAACACCAUCGUGGAAGAACGCCGCGCCUCCGCCUACCGCUCUCAAAUCCAAGUCCCCACCCUCAGCAACCGCAUUCCUCCCUCCCCAUCCCACCAC
Molecule: messenger RNA, 1017 nt
Organism: Macroventuria anomochaeta
Lineage: Eukaryota; Fungi; Ascomycota; Dothideomycetes; Pleosporales; Didymellaceae
Exons: 2
Source: RefSeq, a predicted model, not a curated record